UGCUGUUUUGCUUUGAGGUGGUGAACGGUAUUUCUUCGUAAAUUAUGUUAUUUAUCUCCUGAUCUCACCUCCUCUUGAAAUAUUACUAGAGGACACUUUAAGAGUAUCCAAAGUAUUUGAAAUUUAAUCGUAAAACUUGUGACAUGCAUGUCGUUGAGCACGGGAAGUAAUUGUUUCCCGGCAGUGUUUUGCUUUUUAUGUGACAAAGGUUAAAGCGUAUGGCGACUGGGCUGAGCCUGAAUUUGGAACCAGCGAAAGGGACAAACUCAUAUAAAGUAACGCUGGCGAACUCAUCAGUUAAGCCGAAGACCAAACCAGCACCUUUGGAGAUGUCUCGAACACAGUCCUUCACAUCGACUGACAAAGAAAAGAAUCCUCCCACCCCACGUUCCAAGAUUGGACAUCGCAGGGUGGAUGAAACAGGAGAAACCACAUACAAAAAGACUCCCUCAUCAGCGCUUAUGGCAGCCAUUCAACUUGGGAUUGGAUUCACUGUUGGAAGACUAUCAGCUAAACCAGAGCGAGAUGUGUUGAUGCAAGAUUUUGCAGAAGUAGAAACUGUUAUAUUUCCAAGUGAAGGAUCAAGAGAGACCCCAUCCCAUCGGUUUAGUGAUUUUAAAUUCAAAUCAUACUCUCCAGUUGCUUUUAGAUAUUUUCGGGAUUUGUUUUUGAUGAACCCUGCUGAAUUUAUGAUGGCACUAUGUAAUGAACCGUUGGUGGAGCUUACUAAUUCAGGAGCUAGUGGUUCCCUGUUUUAUGUUACAAAUGAUGACGAAUUUAUUGUGAAAACUGUUCAACACAAGGAGGCAGAAUUUCUUCAGAAAUUGUUGCCUGGAUAUUAUUUAAAUUUAAAUCAGAACAAAAGAACAUUGUUGCCAAAGUUUUUUGGCUUAUACUGUUAUCAGUGUGGGGGAAAGAAUAUCAGAUUAGUAAUAAUGAACAACCUCCUACCUCGAGGAUACAAAAUACAUUUUAAAUAUGACCUUAAGGGCUCAACAUACAAAAGAAAAGCAUCAAAGGCAGAAAGAGCCAAAGAAACACCUACACUUAAAGACUUGGAUUUUUUGAAUGAUCACCCAGAGGGCCUUUUUCUUGAACCAGAAACUUACAAUGCAGUAAUGAGGACAAUCCAACGAGAUUGUAGAGUAUUACAAAGCUUCAAAAUCAUGGAUUACAGUCUCCUUCUUGCCAUUCAUAAAGUAGAAGAGACUAGUACGAAUGUUGUAGCGAGAUAUAAAAGAUCGAACAGUGAACCUGCGACUGAUAAACCAACAACCAGAGUAGAGACUCCAUCAGGUCAUCUAUCUUCCCCCACUGAUGAUACAACCCUCAUGACAUCUGGCAAUGGACAGUGGGAAACAAGAGCUCGUAGUCCUGAGAGCAGCAGCACAUCUCUGUCACGUACUCGAAGUUUAAAAGGAAGAGAAGGCUUCAGUUCAGCUUGGGAAGCAAUCACUGUAGGAAAUGAAACAGAAGAGAGACCGGUUGGUGGUAUUCCAGCUCGUAACGCCAAGGGAGAACGUUUGGUUCUAUUUCUUGGAAUCAUAGAUAUCCUACAAAGUUACAGAAUAGUAAAGAAACUAGAACACGGUUGGAAGGCUCUUCUUCAUGAUGGGGACACAGUGUCAGUCCACAGACCAUCAUUUUACUGCACAAGAUUCCAAGAAUUUAUGUCCAACUUCGUGUUCAAGAAAUCAGCAGCUAAAGCGUCUCCACGGAAGCGUACCGCGGGAGGGUCCAUCCAUCGUGUUCGUUCCGUGUCAGAGAACGAUCGAACCAACCGAGAAAGAACGUUGACUAAUGAUAGUAGCACAUCCGAUAAGGGAAGAUCAAGAUCAUUUACAGAAGCUGAUAAACCUGUUGAGAAAACAAGUCUGAAAAAAACACCUAGUAGCGGAAAUGGCGGCCAAACGGCCGACGAAAGUGCUACAGAUAAAAAAGUAAUCGUUGUUGAUCCUAAAGACGUCUUUCUAGAAGCAGAGGGACCGACUCACUCGGCUCAGGCCUCGACGGCCAGUCAAGAGACUGUAAGUAACCAACACAGUCCACACACCAGUGAUACCGCUGAACAGCCAACAUCGACAGCACCUAGUGAAAAACAUGAAACAGCGAGUGAUACCAAAGUGGAAGAAAAUCGAGUCGAAGAUAAUUCAAAAAUUUUACUUACCGAAAACAAUGUGGACGACACAAUAAAUGAAACAAAGCGAUGAACCACUAAUUACUUAACUGCCAAAGGGAAGCGCUGCAGCUCACAGCUGUCUUCGCCGGCAAGUCAGCUUCCAACUACCUGAAGAAGGAGACGUUAUAGAAGAGAAAUGACUUGGGCUCUCAUAAUCAGAGCACGGACCAUCUUGGCGGCGCUCCACCAGAACCGACCGGGUUGUGACACGUGAUUAAGACUUCUUCGAUUACUUAAGACUUUUCGUUGUUUCACAAGAACCUCAUUUUUUAAACUGACCAAAUUAAAACUUAAGUCUUUGUAUAUGCUUAACAAAAGAUGCAGUGUUCUUAAACCAAACUUAGGCAACAUAUGUAGUUAUGAUUUCUUCAGUAACAUGACACAUUUCUUACAUGGUGUACGGUGGCUUGAACCUAUUUAAUGUUAGUUUGAUUGAUUUCCGGUUGUAUUCAGGGGAUUUUAUGCUCUAGGUACAGUUGAUCAAAAAAGUUGAAUGUGUCAGAAAGUGGUCAAAACUGGCACGGAUUACUGAUGCUUCAAGCUGUACUUUAUUAAAUAGUUAAAAUAUGGAGCAGUAUUGACGUUUGCCUAUUGGCCUUGGUUGCUAAUCUGUAACGUUACGGCGAUGGGUGUGUAUUAGCGGGUUGAAGUCGGAUUAAGAAAAAAAGGAAUGGAGCAGUAUUAACGUUUGUUUUAAAUUGUACCAAACUCAGAGAGUUUGCAGGUUAAAUUUCUCUUUGCCGUAAAGUUUGUUCUAUUCUAAUUCCAAAUGAGAUGCACUAGAUCAACGAUUUAGUUCCCAUUAUUAAAGAUAACGUCUAAAAAUAGCAGAUUGUAAGGAUUCAUAUUAAUUUGGUCCAAAGUAAGUCAUGGAAUAAACUCGCAGAAGCUUGUAUCUCUCCGUAUGAGGAUACAGUAGAUUAUUAUUAUCACUAUUAUUAUUAUUGUUAUUGUUAUCGUUAUUAUUUUUACUAACCUUACGGUAAGAAGCCCUCUCAUUAGCUAGCUACCACAUGUAACAGUAUGUUCACUUUGGCCGGAUACAGAACUAAAUUUUCAUUGAUUGUUUUGAAGUCUAGUAGAGCUUGGGAAGUAGGGACCAGGUCAGAAUUAAUUAACAUUCCUCUAGACUUACAGAAUAUUUUUUAUACUUUUAACACUGAAGUGGUGAAGUAGACGUCGUGAAUUUGUAAAAUUUUACGAUUGUAUUCCCAUGGCAGAAAUAUAUGAGAAUAAAGAUA
Molecule: messenger RNA, 3420 nt
Organism: Pocillopora verrucosa
Lineage: Eukaryota; Metazoa; Cnidaria; Anthozoa; Scleractinia; Pocilloporidae
Product: phosphatidylinositol 4-phosphate 5-kinase type-1 alpha
Biological process (GO): phosphatidylinositol phosphate biosynthetic process
Cellular component (GO): plasma membrane
Molecular function (GO): 1-phosphatidylinositol-4-phosphate 5-kinase activity
Source: RefSeq, a predicted model, not a curated record